UGGAUUUAACUGACCUGCUUAGCACCUGUUUUGAGCAGUAGAUGGUGCUUCUUGCCAGUCUCCAGUUUACACUCAAGACUAAUUUUCAAUGUCAAUUGUUUUAAAGUAGUUUCUUAACAGGUUGCUGAAUGUCUGUACAUUGUGCAGAUCACACAAGAUUUAAUUUGAGUCAAGAUUUGUCUGACUCUGAUCCUGUGUGUCUGACUCUUGACAUUCUCACUAUCUGCUUCUCUAAACGGAGGGCGGAGCCUUGAAUCCCGCCACAGGUAGGUUUAACGUACACCUGUACUACUAUGAGACGGAAAAUACAUUUUAAGACCUACACUAGUAGUAAUAAAAUCACUGCAGACGACAAGAUACAAUGAGGACUUUACUGAUUUCCACUUUACUGUUUGCUAUGGGUGCAUGUUUACCUGCAAUAACCACAUCGUAUUCUAUUCCUCCAGAAGACCUGGAUGGAUCGGGACAUGAUCUGGAAAGUUCUGGCUCAGGUUCAGGGGAAUGGGCAGAAGUGUCCAAAGGCUCAGUAAGGUUUACCACAAUCUCAACAUUUACAAUGACAAUGAGUGAAGAUGACUUAAUGUUCAAUGCCAUUGAUGAAGAGGAUAAAACCGACCCAAUUAUAAUGACAGACAACACCAGAAAUAAAAUAUCAGAGGACUCAGACUUGACCUUUGACAAAAGGCCUAAGCUAGAUGACAACAACGGAUCAGCCAUUGGCAAUGUGGCAAAGAGCGGGGGUCUUCUAGAAAACAAAGAAGCGCUUGCAGCUAUUAUUGCAGGAGGAGUGGUGGGACUGGCCUUGGCUGCCUCCCUGUUAACACUCAUGGUCUAUAACAUGAAGAAGAAAGAUGAGGGAGGCUACACUGUCAACCAGAAAAACAAGUUGAACGGAGGAUAUCAGAAACCGAAGACCAAGGAGGAGUUUAUUGCAUAACUUCCCCUCAAAGACAAAAUAAUGUCUCAACCCAGCAGAUUUGUUUGAAGAGUUCAUUUUUGAGAGAAAGAAGUUGGUUGGGUUUGCGCCAUGAGAAAAUUCACAGCAGAAAAUGCAAACUUGUGGUGUAUUCGAGGUUUAAAAAGACGGUAACACUUUACUUGACACCCAGCAUCAUAACACAUAACAUGGUCAUAACCAUGUCAUAAUAUGUCAUAACAGCUGACAACUUGUCAUAUGGUCACAACACUGUCAUGACACAUAAACAGCAAAAAUAGAAACGUCCUCUUACUGUCAACUGUGUUUAUUUUCAGCAAACUUAACGUGUAAAUAUUUGUAUGAACUUAAGAUUCAACAACUGAGACACAAAGUGAACAAGUUCCACAGACAUGUGACUAACAUAAAUUGAAUAUUGUGUUCCUGAACAAAGGGGGGAGUCAAAAUAAAAAAUAACAGUCAGUAUCUGGUGUGGCCACCAGCUGCAUUAAGUACUGCAGUGCAUCUCCUCCUCACGAACUGCACCAGAUUUGCCAGUUCUUGCUGUGAGAUGUUACUGCCCUCUUCCACCAAGGCACCUGCAAGUUCCCAGAUAUUUCUGGGGGGAAAGGCCCUAGCCCUCACCCUCUGAUCCAAAAUGUCCCAGACGUGCUCGCUGGCCAUGGCACAACACUGACAUUCCUGUCUUGCAGCAAUGUCAUGCUGGUGGGUCAUGUCAGGAUGAGCCUGCAGGAAGGGUACCAUAUGAGGGAGGAGGAUGUCUUUCCUGUAACGCACAGAGUUGAGAUUGCCUGCAAUGACAACAAGCUCAGUUCGAUGAUGCUGUGACACACCGCCCCAGACCAUGACGAACCCUCCACCUCCAAAUCGAUCCCGCUCCAGAGUACAGGAUUCGGUGUAUCGUUAAUUUUUUUGACGAUAAACUCGAAUCCGACCAUCACCCCUGGUGAGACAAAACCGUGACUCGUCAGAGAAGAGCACUUUUUGCCAGUCCUGUCUGGUCCAGCGACGGUGGGUUUGUGUCCAUAGGUGACGUUGUUGCCGGUGAUGUCUGGUGAGGACCUGCCUUACAACAGACCUACAAGCCCUCAGUCCAGCCUCUCUCAGCCUAUUACGGACAGUCUGAGCACUGAUGGAGGGAUUGUGCGUUCCUGGUUUAACUCGGGCAGUUGUUGUUGCCAUCCUGUACCUGUCCUGCAGGUGAGAUGUUCGGAUGUACCGAUCCUGUGCAGGUGUUGUUCCACAUGGUCUGCCACUGCGAGGACGAUCAGCUGUCCUUCCUGUCUCCCUGUAGCGCUGUCUUAGGUGUCUCACAGUGCGGACAUUAUAAUUUGUUGCCCUGGCCACAUCUGCAGUCCUCAUGCCUCCUUGCAGCAUGCCUAAGGCACAUUCACGCAGAUGAGCAGGGACCCAUGGCAUCUUUCUUUUGGUGUUUUUCAGAGUCUGUAGAAAGGCCUCUUUAGUGUCCUAUGUUUUCAUAACUGUGACCUUAAUUGCCUACUGUCUGUAAGCUGUUAGUGUCUUAACGACUGUUCCACAGGUGCAUGUUCAUUAAUUGUUUAUGGUUCAUUGAACAAGCAUGGGAAACAGUGUUUGAACCCUUUACAAUGAAGAUCUGUGAUGUUAUUUGGAUUUUUACGAAUUAUCCUUGAAAGACAGGGUCCUGAAAAAGGGAAGGUUAUUUUUUUGUUUGGUUUAUAUUUAGACCUGUUGUGACAUAUAUUGAAUUAUUUUAUGGCUGGUUAUGACACCUACAUAAGAGUGUCAAAACACACAAAACCUACCACAGAAGGCAAAACAUACCAUUACACCAUAGCCUACUUAUAAAGGGAAAGGGGGGAUACCUACUCAGUUGUCCAACUGAAUGUAUUGAACUAAAAUGUGUCUUCCGCAUUUAACUCAACCCCUCUGAAUCAGAGAGGUGUGGUGGGCUGAGCAUAUCGACAGUAUGUUUAUGUUAUAUAACAUUUUCUGAAAUUGACCAUAUUAAAUUAUCAUUGUAAUUGCUGAAAAAUGUAUGUCAGACAUGCGCACACUCCAAUGCUCUAUUGCUGAGGACUGGAAUGAAUGCAGGAGCAUAUUUCAGGAGCAGGACAAGACACCCUCUUUGUGACUGAUGACUGAUAUAAGGGCAUGUAUGUGGUAGGCCUAUCUGGCUUAUAUGAUUAUGAUGGUCAUAAUGCUUCUUGACAGUGUCAUGAGGUGUAUUUUCUUAGUACAGGUAAAGUGACACAGGAAGGUCAUAAUGCUGCAUGACAGUGUCAUAAAGUGUAUUUUCUGCAAGUUAUUUAAAACAUGAUUUUAAAAAAACAUGACUGUAAACAAAAUUCAUUACAACAAAGGACUUAAGAAACACGUUUUCAAAAGAAAGGACAUUUCUUUGCAAGGAAAAAAACCAUUUCAAUAAAUGUGGAUUUUGCCGCUCUUAUGUAGGUGUCAUAACCAGCCAUAAAAUAACGAAAUAUACUGAACAAAAAAUAUAAACCCAACAUGUAAAGUGUUGGUUCCAUGUUUCAUGAGAUAAAAUAAAAGAGAAAUGUUCCAUACGAACAAAAAGCUUAUUUCUCGCAAAUGUUGUGCUCAGAUUUGUUACAUCCCUGUUAGUGAGCAGUUCUCAUUUGUCAAGAUAAUCCAUCCACCUGACAGGUGUGGCAUAUCAAGAAACUGAUUAAACAGCAUUACCAUUACACAGGUGCACCUUGUGUUGGGGACAAAAUGCCACUAAAAUGUGCGGUUUUGUCACACAACACAAUGCCACAAAUGUCUCAAGUUUUGAGGGAGAGUGCAAUUGUCAUGCAGACUGCAGGAAUGUCCACCAGAGCUGUUGCCAGAUAAUUUUAUGUUAAUUUCUUUACCAUAAACCGCCUACAAUGUUGUUUUAGAGAAUUUGGCAUUACGUCUAAAUGGUCUUACAACCGCAGACCACGUGUGGCGUCUUCGAAGGAUCUGUACACAAUUCUGGAAAGCUGAAAAUUUCCCUGCAUACUCAACAGACAUGUCACCCAUUGAGCAUGUUUGGGAUGCUCUGGAUCGACUUGUACAACAGCGUGUUCCAGUUCCCGCCAAUACCCAGCAACUUUGCACAGCCAUUAAAGAGGAGUGGGACAACAUUCCACAGGCCACAAUCAACAGCCUGAUCAACUUUAUGCGAAGGAGAUGUGUUACACUGCACACCAGAUACUGACAGGUUUUCUGAUCCACGCCCCUACCUUUUUUUAAGGUAUCGGUGACCAACAGGUGUAAUAUCUGUAUUCCCAGGUCAUGUGAAAUCCAUAGAUUAGAGCUUAAUUUAUUUAUUUCAAUCGACUGAUUUCCUUGUAUGAACUGUAACUCAGUAAAAUCUUUGAAAUUGUUGCAUGUUGCAUUUGUUUAUAUUCAGUGUAUAUGUCACAACAGGUGUAAAUAUAUGAGGCAUGACAGUGUUAUGACCAUAUUAUGACAGGUUAUGACAAGUUAUGUCAGCUGUUAUGACAUUUUAUGACAUGGUUAUGACCGUGUCAUAACAUGUUAUGACGCUGGGUGUCAAGUAAAGUGUUACCAAAAAGGCUUCUAAAGUUUUAAUUUCAAUUUUUAUGUUUAUUUGCCCUUACUAAAAAUGAAUCAACCUCAACAAAUAUUUCUUAAUUAUAAUCCACACAAUAAUUCACAUUUUCUUUUGCUUAAGGUUUAUUUUCCUGCUGUGAGAAACUGGUCACAUUAAGAUCCUACACGUGUAUAUGUAAUUACAAGGUUUAUUUUAGAGUAAGAAACAGGUUUAUUUAAAAUCAAAGUACAUUUUGUAUUACUGUUCCACGUUUGUAUUAUGUUAUGAUCUGUAACAUGUGUGCACUGUGUGGAUAUUAUACACCUUGAUGUAGUGGACACUUUACAUACAACUGUGUUGAAUGUAAUUAAUAUAGUGUGGCCUUGAGACUAAAGUGUACCUUGUAGUUGUAUGUCCUAUGUCUAAUCCCUUAUUGCUUAAAUAGGAGCGGAAAUUGACCUCCCUAACACAAUACACUCCUUGUGUUGCAACAGUGGGAAAGAAGCACCUUAUCACAAAGCAGAGCCAUAUAAUAACCAUCUAUCUCUCUGACUCUGAAUCACCAAGGUCAUUUUUUAUUUUAUUUUUUUAUUUCACCUUUAUUUAACCAGGUAGGCAAAUUGAGAACACGUUCUCAUUUACAAUUGCGACCUGGCCAAGAUAAAGCAAAGCAGUUCGACACAUACAACAACACAUAGUUACACAUGGAAUAAAACAAACAUACAGUCAAUAAUACAGUGAAAAAUAAGUAUACAAUGUGAGCAAGUGAGGUGAGAUAAGGGAGGUGAAGGCAAAUAAUAUAUAUAUAUAAAUAAAAAUAUAAAAAAGGCCAUGGUGGCGAAGUAAAUACAAUAUAGCAAGUAAAAAAAUAAAAAAUUUAAAAAGGAAAAAGAAAGAACUAUAUUACUACAUUUCUGAACCAGAUUCUAUAUUUUACCAUGCAAAAACACAUUUCUAAGAUAUUUUUGCAUGUUCAUAGAGAAACUGUAGACAUUUUUAAAUGUAUAUUUAUAGGUCCAUGUGAGUGGAAUAUUGUUCUGUAACCCAUAACUGUUGUUCUGCUUAUAUCUUAACGAUUUUUCUGCACUCAUUUAAAAGUUUUUUGCAUACAAGUGUCUGCUAAGUUAGUAUUCAGUCCAUGCAAUGAUGGAAAAAGUACUUCAUACUUGAUUAAAUGUAAAGAUACCUUAAUAGAAAAUGACUCAAGUAAAGGUGAAAGUCACUCAGUAAAAUAUUACUUGAGUAAAAGUAAAAAAAUAUUUACUGUAAAUGUAAAUUUAAAGUAAAUGUAAUUGCAAAAAUAUAAUUAAGUAUCAAAAGUAAAAGUAUGAAUAAUUUCAAAUUCCUUAUAUUAAGCAAACCAAACAGCAUAAUUGUAUUUUUUAAAUUUAAUUUACGGAUAGCCAGGGGCACACUCCAAAACUCAGAAAUAAUUUACAAAUUAAGCAUUUGUGUUUAGUGAGUCCGCCAGAUCAAAGGCAGUAGGGAUGACCAGGGAUGUUUUCUUGAUAGGUGUGUGAAUUUGACCAUUUUCCUGUCCUGCUAAACAUAAAAAAUGUAACUAGUACCUUUAGGUGCCAGGAGAAAUGUAUGGAGUAAAAAGUACAUAGGAAUGUAGUGAAGUAAAAGUAAAAGUUGUCAAAAAUAUAAAUAGUAAAGUAAAGUACACAUACUACCCAAAAAUACUUAAGAAAUAGUUUUAAGUAUUUUUACUUAAUUCGUUUUCACCACUGAACAAAUUGCCCUGAUAGCACAUUGUUGCCUCUGACUUCAGAGUUUGUCUUGAAAACUUUGGUCUCACUAUUGCUGUCCUGCCAUCUAGGGCUCAAAGUAGGAAUAAUCUGACUGGAUCUCAGUUGAAUUUGUCACAUGUAAUACCCUUAGUCUGGCAUACCUGGUCUUUGUGCUACAUACAGUCUUUGUACUUCAGAAAGUAUUCAUACCCCUUGACUUAUUACACCCAUCUACACAAAAUAAUUCAUUACGACAAAGUGAAAACAUGUUUUUACAAAUGUUUGCAAUGUAUUGAAAAUUAAAUAAAGAAAUAUCUAAUUUACAUAA
Molecule: messenger RNA, 6518 nt
Organism: Salvelinus fontinalis (brook trout)
Lineage: Eukaryota; Metazoa; Chordata; Actinopteri; Salmoniformes; Salmonidae
Product: syndecan-1-like
Exons: 5
Coding region: 362-937 (191 amino acids)
Biological process (GO): cell migration
Cellular component (GO): cell surface; membrane
Source: RefSeq, a predicted model, not a curated record